CCUCAGCCUAUGAAACGUGCCUCUCCAGACGCACAGUGGUGGCCAGCCUCAUUACGCAGGCGGCGAUGUGGAGGUCAGUCUCUCAUCAGUGCAACGCGCCGAGUAGUUCCCACCCCUCACCCCCCCUCCCGUAAAGACACCCCCCAAAUCUCUGUUCCUUCUGUCCUCCAGAAACAAGACAUUUCGCAUUGCACUCCUUCGGCGCAACCCGCAAGUCACGUCUCGCUGUGUGUGUUUCUUUUUUUUUUUUUCUCUCCUCCGGGUGACGGGUGUCCCGGUGCGUCGUAGUCCGAACAACCGGACAAGUGAUGCUUUGAGGUGCACUGUUGCUCCCGUGUCGCCUCACAUGUCUGCAGCAAAUCGAGCUGGAUAUGGUCCUAUGCUCAACUAACCGGCGGCGCUUAGAGGUUAGACUCUCAGUCAACAGAGGGUCACAAACACGUCACCCACCCUCCUCCUGGCUGGCAAGAGUCGCCCGUCUGCCUGCGUUCAUCUAAACAGCACUGAAGACAAACAGGAAACCUACACUCUAGUGGUAUCGCCUGUGUGUGUGUGUGUGUGUGUGCGUGUGUGUGUGUCAGCACUUCAGUGCCUUCAGUGUUCCCCCAAGCCCUUCAACUGUGUGUGUGUGUGCACGCAACGAUGUGUGGUUUUGUCAAGGGGCUAAUGUUGACCAGGCUAUGAGUGCGUCUCAGAGAGAGAGGCCAUUCAAUGCUGAGUUGAGCUAAGAAGAGAGCAGAAGAGGAGAAUCUGUAAGAGGAGCAGCCAUGGGGCUCGGACAGUCCAGCAAGACUCCGGUCACUGAUGACACGGAUGAAGUAAAUUUCGACCACUUCCAGAUCCUGAGAGCAAUAGGAAAAGGAAGCUUCGGAAAAGUUUGCAUCGUACAGAAGAAGGACACUAAGAAGAUGUACGCCAUGAAGUACAUGAACAAGCUGAAAUGUGUGGAGCGCAACGAAGUGAGGAACGUCCUAAAAGAGUUGCAGAUCAUGCAGAACCUUGAACAUCCUUUCCUGGUCAACUUCUGGUAUUCCUUCCAAGAUGAGGAGGACAUGUUUAUGGUGGUAGAUCUGCUCUUGGGAGGAGACCUGCGCUACCACCUCCAGCAGAAUGUCCACUUUUCAGAGAGCACUGUCAAACUCUACAUAUGUGAACUGGCCCUCGCCCUGGGAUACUUACGUACCAAGCGCAUCAUACACAGAGACAUCAAACCUGACAACAUACUACUGGAUGAGCAUGGGCACGUCCAUCUAACAGACUUCAACAUCGCAGCAAUUGUAAAAGAUGACCUAAAAGCAACGUCCAUCGCUGGGACCAAGCCAUACAUGGCUCCUGAGCUUUUUCAGACCUUCGAGGGUUCUCACCCCGGCUACUCUUUCUCUGUUGACUGGUGGUCUCUGGGCAUCACAGCCUAUGAGCUAGUAAGAGGACAGAGACCAUAUGUGAUGAGAUCUAGUACACCAGCUAAUGAGAUCCUUCAGACCUUCCACAAAGUCCUUCCCACCUACCCAGCAGCCUGGUCAUUGGAGAUGAAGUCUCUUCUGAGAAAGUUGCUGUGCAUAGAUGUCCAGAAGCGCAUUUCCUGUCUAGCAGAGCUACAGGAUCUGGACUACAUGUCAGAUGUCAACUGGGAUGCUGUGCUCAGCAAACAGCUACCUCCAGGCUUUAUUCCCAAUAGGAGGAGACUAAACUGUGACCCCACAUUUGAACUGGAGGAAAUGAUUCUGGAGUCCAAACCACUUCACAAGAAGAAGAAAAGGCUUGCUAGAAAAUCUAAGGACCAGGGAUCUGAUGGGUCACCACAGAAUGGUCAGUUGCAGCAGCGACUGGAUAAUGUUCAGAGAGACUUCAUUGUCUUCAACAGAGAAAAGUCAAGGAAAGCAGUGGUGGAUUCAGAGUCCUCUGAGCUGUCCAUGAGUGAGAAGAACAAGGCAAUAGAGGAUGGACAGAACAACAAUGUUGAACCGGCUGCCUACUUAUCAGGAUAGGUCUCAUGACCCGAGAUUCCUACUUACUCCUUGUCACUUGCACCUGCCCACAGCUUGUAGAUCAGCUAUUUGCACCCAGACACUUAUUGUUCUGUCAGCACAGGCACUCAGAUCCAGUCUUCAACGCUCCUGCACCACUACAUUGUCUAUACAAAAACAAAUGUAGUAUGCAUUGCUGUUCACCCACAAAAACCACAUUAUUAAGAGCUCCAGAACUACAGGAGGAAAACGGACUCCUGGAGCAGAGGCCAUGCCACAGCCAGGCUUUUUCCGCUCUCCUGUCACAAAGAAGAAUGACUCACAGCAGGAGUGUCACUCUUAUCAUGAUCCCUUACAUCACUCUGGUGCUCUAAGGUCUGCUCAACCUCUACUCUGGGCAGCGUGCUGAAGUGAAGAGGAAGUCCCUCCCCCGUCUAAAAAGGAGAUAACACCACACCUGCUCAGCUGUUGCAGAAAAUAAAGUCUGUGGUCAACCACGGCUGAAAGCUGUAUGUGCUGCUGUCAUCUUGGGCUGGACACUCGGAUUUAAUCUCAGCGAGGCAUUUUCUGGUUAAUUACAGCUAUUUGAGUAUAACAAUGGAUCUCCAGUGCUCCACAGAGAUGGACUUAACAAGGAUUGGCAUUAGGAGUUUGGUUGGCAUCAUAUAUUGAAAAAUAAACAUGGGUGGAUGGCUUUUUCUCAUGCAACUACAUGACUUGAGAUUGGAGCAUGACACUAAGAGUACAAAACAUUACAAUGGAAAGGUUAAUAAGGAAAAAUGAGGCCUUUGUUUUUAAGACAGCAACCACAGAUUCCUCUAAGAUCGAAAAAAAAAGAGCUGAACUGUAGGCUUGAGCGUGAAUGGCUCACUAUAUCAUAGCAGCAGAUACAUGGUUGUAGUGGUCAUUAAGCUUAGCUUUGCUAGUAAAGCUAAUAUAGAUGGUAGGAUUGCAACAUUUGGUACAAUGUCCCAGCGCCAUCAGCUGCAGAUGUAGGCAAAAAAUGCUGGGAGUUUUCUUCACUUGUAUGCUUUAAGUUACUAAGGAGUCAAUAGAGAAAUCAAUACAUUUUAUGGCUAAGCUAAGGUCAUUGUUGACCUUUAAAGUUCAUACAGAGUUGCUUAGUUAAGACCACCAGAUGUGGUUGAAAGCUUCAGCCGCAUGUCAUAAAUGGACAUCCUGAUCAAAGUUUUUUCCGUCAAACUCCUUUAAAACACUAAUAUUUUGACCCGACCUUUGCCUCACUCUGCAAAUGAUAUAAAACUUUAUAGCUAUACAAAUGUAGAGAAAGGUAGCUGGUAGAUGUUAAAUGUUCUGCACUGAACCUCGCUUUGCACAAGCUUCUUCAUCAACUGUAGCAUUUAUGCACAGAGGCAAAAAAAAAAAUAAAAAUCAUCUAAAGCUGUGAGUGAAUACUUAUUCCCAUGGUUUUAUAGACAAAGACUAAGCUGAGUCCUAGAAAAAUAAUUUUUUUUUCAGUUACUGUCUGUAUUGAGAUUUUGUUUUUUGUCACAUACUUUUUUAAUGUCCUUCCUCAACUUCCCAAUUACAUACAUACUGUAUGUGCCACUAGAUAAGUCUAUAAAUUUGUAUUUGCAAUUAUUUGCUCCCAUGAAGAGAAUCAAUUCUGUGACAGCAUUCUUGUGCAGAUGGUAUUCAACAUUAAUUUGGCACCAGCUGAAUAACACAGUGGGAAAAGACAAUUUUAAAAUUGAUUUUCACGUUCAUGGUUGUUAACACGAAAACAAUGACGGAAACAAAUAAACUGCAGACGAGGCAAUAUCCCUCAUUCUUACUGCAGACUGGGCUAAAACCAUGUCUAAGUAACCACGCCUGCCUCUGAAGUUUGCAGAGGGAUGCCUUAUAUCAUAGAUUUGGCACAUAGCUUGUUCCCUUAUACUAUACAGUACAUGUAGGUAGUAAAAACCUGAGCUUUUUUCACAACCAGUAAGUAAAUGUGAUUUCUACUAAUGCCUACUUAUUCUAUUGACCUUGAUCGUAUCUAUCUGCAAUAUGACUCACUCCUUUCAAGCCCAUGAUAUGUGUAAUUAUAUUUAAAGAAUAUUUAACUCUGUUCAAUUUACAUUACUAUUGGCACUUUUCUAUUGAAAUUGAUACAAUGUUUUGACUUACCUAUGUGUUGCUGUUGUUGUUGUUGUGUUGUCACUGAUGUAAUUUUACAGAACCAAAGGUGGUUUUCCAGUAUAAGUUGUAAGAUAGUAGGAUAGUUAAACAGAUGGACUAAUCCUAGUUAUACCUGGAGUGAAUAAUAUUUGUGAAUGAUUAUCUUAACAUGUUAAUAUAUACUAGGGAACAAUAGGUGUUGGGUUCAUUGGGAAUCAUCCAAUGUGGCAGAUUAAAACCUUCUAGAAAGUGAACAUGUGAAAUAAUCACUGACAAAUAGUUUUUGACCCCAAAACUAUCUAUCUAAAAAAAUGAUUUAGUCUGGGAACAGAUUUGUUCCACACCUGUGAAUUUCAUUCCUAUUAAUGUUUUGUUGUCCUUCAGUUGUCACUGUGUGUUUAUUGUAUUCAAAUGUGAUGGAGUUGCAAACUAUUAAGGUGUGCCUUAAAUAACGACUUUCUUUUUCUGAAC
This is a messenger RNA of Larimichthys crocea (large yellow croaker), 4562 nucleotides long. It is a transcript of the gene stk32a, whose product is annotated as serine/threonine kinase 32A. NCBI's taxonomy places the organism in Eukaryota, Metazoa, Chordata, Actinopteri, Sciaenidae. The coding region runs from base 768 to 1988 and encodes 406 amino acids. Gene Ontology annotation, molecular function: G protein-coupled receptor kinase activity; ATP binding; G protein-coupled receptor binding. The transcript is spliced from 14 exons. Gene Ontology annotation, biological process: protein phosphorylation; G protein-coupled receptor signaling pathway; regulation of signal transduction. The record is from RefSeq and is a predicted model, not a curated record.